CCAACCAACGUGACCGCGUUGCGCGCCGCUCGGCUCAAACCGCGUGACACGAACGUCACAGACCGUAUCCAGGAACGAACAGCGGAUUCCGAAACGUGCAAUAAAAAACGAUUGUGAUAAAAUCACGGGAUUUCGCAAAACGAAACGUCUAACGAAGAUCUGCGCGGAGUUGAUAGUAAAAAUUGUCCUUGAAAAGCAAAGAGAGAGUGACGGAGGAUCCUAAGCGUUCUGCGGCACCAGAAGAAUGCAAGGUGUGAUUUUGGGUACAGAGAACAUUUCGCAGUGCUAAAAUCGAUCAAAGUGGACUUUGUGCCUGGUGUCACGAAGACGCAGUUUUUCGAUCAGCACAACUUACUCGAGCAACGUUCGUUGCCCGCCGAUCUUAUCGCUUCGCCGGUCGAACGUUGAAAGAAACUGCGGAAGAGGAUUGAUCAUAUUAGCGUAUAUUACCGCCUUGUGCAACCGGAUACACACGCGUCGCCCCGCGUCAUCGACUCCCGUCGAAAGAGAAAAACACUGCGAUUAUUUGCCUAUCAGCAAUUCCAUAAUUUGAUCGUGAGAAGCAUCGUGAGGAAAAACCGAAGAGAAUAACACUCGAAGAUAAAUAUUCGCGUCUCAUGAAACGGGCGCGUGGAAAACGCGAUCAAAAAACACUUUUUUCUUCACGCGGAAAGAAUUAAUACACUGAAAAGAAAAUCUCGUUGCAUUAAUUGGAAUUCUGGUAGGUUCAACUAAAAAAAGAUACAAAUCGAACAUUGAUAAUUAAAUCUGUCCAACAUUCUAGUCGAGAUAACCCGAAGUUCAAUUACAGAAUCAGAAUUUUUCUUCAUAUGAUAGAAAUUUGUUUUGUACUUCUUGUUGGUACAACCAGAACAAUUUUCUCAGUGUGGUGAGACGUCUGUGUAUUCACCAAAUAAACGAAUUCUAUUGUCAUUUAAAUAAUCCGUAAGCAACGAGUCGAGUUUCCUCACGAUAACUGCGCAACGUGCGCUCUCCGGGACGCCUGGCGUCGCCCCGCCAUUUUUCUCCGGAUAUUUAGCGGAAGUGGCCAAUCUGGUCGCAAUUCCGACGCACUUGCUGAUGCGAUCGCUCAACACGUGACCUCCACGGCACGUAACGACGACGAGCGUCGCGACGCGUCUCGAUCUGUCAAGGGACCAUGCGGAGGUAUCGUUUCGAUUAAGCCAUUCAAGAGUCAUCGAGAAGAUCGAGAGGAGCGAUGAUUAUCGGCAGCUGAACCGCUGAUAGAAAAUCACGCGGAAGCUGAUCGUGUGCGAGGAUCUACGGGGGGGGAGGGGGUUAUUAUGUUAGCAACGGGAUGUUUUCUGCUGAAGGUGCUGGUGCUGGUAGGAGCGGUCACUGCGCUCCUGCCGGAGGAUCUGGAGGAUCGCGCCAUUCCGGUCAGCCUUCAGCAGGAGUGCGCUUCCAAAUGUCCGGACUUAGACCUCACGCAGAAUCGAACGGACGACCUGAGUUCAGAGGUAGGAUGCGGCGUGAGAUGCAAGAUCGAUCAGUGUACAAAAGGCUGCGAAGCAUGGGAACAAGCGCUCGACACAAGCUGCCAAGCUGUUUGCAAUGGGACGCAAGAAUUGUUACCACCAAAGGAAUUGUACUGCGUUUUGGGCUGCCACGACGCGUUAAAUCGUUACUUUCAACAGCUCAAAGCGGAAAUCGGCAUUCCACCAGCGCCGGCAUUGGUUGCGGAUUCAUUGACGGCGACGUCACUCAGUCUCGAAUGGAAAGGUGUAGACAUAGACAGACGUGCUGGCAUUUCAUACUUGGUGCAAUGGAGAUACGAAGAAUUAGCUGAGACGUGGCAAUAUUGCCGCAAUCAGUCAUGGGGCGAAGGUGAUCAGAUACUGGUCGAGAACCUGCAGCCGUACACAAAAUAUAGGUUUCGCGUAGCGCUACUCCUGAAAUCAUCGCAACACAAUCCAGAGCCGAUCGUCUCAGCACCGAGCGUGGUAAUAUUAACAUACGCGGCCGAUCUACCGACAUCAGCACCGGUAAUUGUAAGAGCGGCGGCGGUAGACAGUUACCGCGUCUCUGUGUCUUGGGAACCAGGCCCAUUCCCGAACGGGCCACUUUUGUCUUAUGUCCUGCGUCUGCAAGGGGUUGAACACGGGUUGAGCCAGCUUAAGGAUAUUCCAGUCUCCGAGAAUACCGAUCACUAUAUGUUUCAAAACCUCGAACCCAAUCAGAAUUAUUCUGUUAGUGUGACUAUGAGAAAUAGUGUCGGCGAGGGUCCGCCUGCAACUAUCUAUAUUUCUACGACUCCAGAACCUACCGUCAAGGAUACUCAACAACCAAUUCUCAUCCUCGGUGGUGAGCAUUUGGUCAUGAAGCAGGGUGCUGAUAUGUUGGAUGAGCCUAGCGUCGUUUACGAAACCAAAAGUGUAAUCCGCGGCGUUGCAAUACACGUGGCAUCAGCUCAAUUAUUCGUUUCUACUUCGAUGGGUUAUGUGUACCGAACUUCGAUCAUCGAGCAAUCCAUACCGAGGGCCAUUUUGAUCCCCGACGGAGUGAACUUCAAACCUUUGAGCCUUUCCGUUGACUGGCUGAAUCUUCACUUGUACGUCUUAGGAGAAGUAAAACACGCUACAACCGCGACGUGGCAAAUAGCCAGAUGCAAUCUCGAUGGCAAGAGUUUGACAGUGGCCGUAGCUGGACUUCUAACUAGACCCUCGCAUAUCGAGAUUGAUCCUUACAACGGAUACCUUUUCUGGGUCACUAAAGCAGGACUGUACAGAUUAGAUUUAGCCGUUAUCAGCAACGGUGUGAAACAUGAGGUUCGACCAGAUUUAAUUCUCGAAGAUGCUCAUUUGGGUGCUUUUACGGUAGACCAUACGAAUUUUCGAUUGCUCGUUCCUGAUCACACUAAAAACACAGUGAUAUCUGUAUCGUUAGAUGGUCGCGAAGUUGUUAAUCUUCGCCCGAAUACGCAGAAACCGAAAUUCAAUAACGUUAUUUCACUAGCUAUGGCAAAUGGACUCUUCUACUGGACUAAUGGCGAAGAGGUCCUCACUGAAGGCUAUCAUGCUGGCCAAAACAGAUACUUCCACAAUUCCUAUCCUGACAAGUCUGACACUUCCUUUGUAAGUGUGACCGUAUUGAUGAAUGCAAGUCAGCCGGUGCCAGUGCCAGUGAAUCCACCGACAGGAGUGCAAGCUGUUCUAGGAGCGGAAAGGGCAAAGGUUUCGUGGCAAGCUCCUCAUUUACUGGGUGGCCAAGGAAAGGGCGCCUGGCAAAACUGGUCAUACGAGCUCGAAAUCAAGGACGAAUCUACUGGCGAAACUAUUCACCAAAAAGGUAUCGCCGGAUCGUCUCAUACUGUUCAUAAUUUGCGAGAAAGAUCGGAAUAUUCAAUCAAAGCCGCGGCCUAUACCAGCGCCGGCAGAGGACCGUGGUCCACGGAGUUUCGAGGACAAACCUUAAGAAACGGUUCACACGCAUCUAUCUUGUGGUCGUCGAACGAAGGAAUUUUGAGAAGCGACGUAACUGGCGAAAAUAUCGACACGUUGGUUAACAAGGCGAGUCUAAAGGAGUCCGAAAACGAAUUCCAUAUUGUUGAUAUUAGCUGGUACAAGGACGUGCUGUAUAUAGUGGGAAAUAAUUCUGCAUUGUAUCGUUAUAAUGUCAGCAAUCAUCAGAAAACAAAACUCAACAUACAUUCGGUGGGAAGCGUCGCUGUGGACUGGAUAUCGAAAAAACUAUAUUGGGCAAAUCCAAAACAGCAAAUUAUAACAAGAGCGAACCUGAAUGGAUCUCAGCAAGAGCCGAUGUCCAUCUUAGCAAUUGUAAAAGAACUCAUGAUUGAUUCUCUCGAGGCGUACUUGUAUUGGUCCACUGGUCACGCAGUGGAAGUUGCGCGAUUGAAUGGGCAAGACAGGAGAUACUAUCACUUGGAUGAAAUUUUCAAUGGAAAGCAAGUAAUGGGAUUAACUCUCGACACUGAAAACAGAUACGUUUACUGGAUCGUUCGAAGCUACGAAAGUGGAUCCAUUGUCUUCCGUGCACCUACAUCCGAAAGAAUUUCAAUGAAUCAAAAAAUCACUCCAGAAAAGGUUUCUGCUUUGCAACAUCCAAACAUGCAAGGACCUUUGUGCUAUUUUUCUGAGCACCUAUUGUGGCUGCAGGACGACAGAAACGCAGUGAUCGGUGAUCUCUCCGGUCAGAAUACCGCGGUAAUCAACGGAAUCACUUUGUCCAGCUUGUACAUGGUAACCAUUACGGAUCCCGCGCAUCAUCAGUAUCCAAAAAAUCUGACGUCAGAAACAGUGGUAGUUCUACCGAACGCAGUUGAUUUCGAUAGCAUAAGAGUUGAAGGUACCUGGAGAAACUUCAACAUAUCAUGGGACCCCGUGAAGAAUAUCAACUACGGCACGGUUUUUUACGAAGUGAAAUUCGCGGAUUACAUUAAUACGAAUUCAAACCCGGAAAUCACGAUCGAAACGACAAUGCCAUACAACAAUUCGGAUCAGAUCCUGCCCUAUUCCGUUCUGGAAGUCACUGUAAAGGCAUUUACUUAUUGGGAAACGGCGCACCAUUCUCGGAAAAUCCUGAGAUCUCCACAGAGUGUACCGAGCCAGCCAACAUCUCCCAGAGCGUUUGUAGAGUUCAGCAAGAAAAACAUACACAUGGACAUGAAAGUUUGGUUGAUAUUUAGAUGGAAUCCGCCCGAGUUUACAAAUGGAGUAAUUCAAGGAUACAUUGUCGAAUGUUGGCAUAUCGUGAACGAAACGGAAGUAUUUAUCUGUAACAACUGCAGCAUCGAAACUACCACGCUGGAGUAUGCGACGUCUAAUGUAACAUCUAACAUGACCUAUUACUGCAAAGUAAGAGCAUAUACUAAGAUCGGUGCUGGUCCUUACACGAAUCCUAUCAAUGUGUCGACCACAUACGAGAAUCCGGUGCCAAAAUUAUUAGUUGCCACAAAUGACGCUGUGAGAUUGUCAGACUUGGAUAGAAAGAUCGAUAAUACAAUCACCAGGCACGUCGCGAAAGAGAUCGAUUACUUGGGAGAGGAGGAUAAGAUUUACUGGAUCAGCGAGAUGCAGGAAUUGGUGACAUCGUUGACAAAUGGAACCAACGUGACAAAAAUACUCCGUCUAAACAGAACCAAUACGCACAGCCUCUGCGUCGAUUGGAUAGCAAGAAAUUUGUAUUGGGUGGAAGGCGAAAACAAAGACAACAACAGAAACAGUUAUAUCAAAAGAUUGGAUUUAACAAUGUUGCAGGCAGGCAUAAUCAAGUACAAAAAUAUCUUAAGAAGAGGAGGAAGUAUUACAGUUUUAGAUAUCUUGCCAUCUCUGGGGUCUUUAUAUUGGAUUGAGCCAAAUGACAGUAUAAUGCAGUCGGAUUUCGAGGGAAAAAAUGUACAAUACUUUUUUGGAAAUAAUGAUAGCACGUGUACUUGUCCGCAAAAACCAAAAAAUGUAUUCACAUUCACAAUUGACAAAACCAAUAUUCAAAUACCGAUGAUGUAUUGGACAUCGGAUGAGAAUCGAUUAAACGUAGCUGAUAUUUACGGCUGCACGUGCGAAAUGAUAUUAAGAGCAAGUUCCAAUAUACAGAUUUUGACGGUCGAUAAAAUAAACAUAUAUUGGUACGAUGGACAAAAUCAAAUCCAUUUUUUGAGAAAGAAAUAUUUCUUCAUGAAGAACAAGGAAAAUGCAUUCAAUCCGGAAGUGAAAAACUUCUACCUACCUAAUGUAAAUCGAAUCACAGCCUUUGGUACAUCCUUGCAACCCUAUCCCAUCAUGAAAUGCCUGAUACCCCGUCAAACAGUUUAUAAUGUUGAGAGGGUGAACGAAACAGCGAAUAGCAUCAUUGUUAGUCUUCCGGAACCGAAUCCUGAAUACAGAUGUCAAAAGUAUAGUUUACCCACUACGCUGUACACUAUCAAUGUGUCUCAUUGUUUGAAGAAUGAAUCCAGUAAGUGUGAGGAGAUCAGUGUGCAGACGUACGAGAGGCGUUACGAGAUUCAGAAUUUAAAGCCAUUCACGGAAUACAAGUUGAAAUUGGCACUGAGCAAUUUAUACGAAAAGACAUUGAAAUUCGGCGAGGAGGUGAUGCUGAAGACCAGCGUGGGCAAGCCCAGCAGGCCCGAGAAUGUUAUGGUUCAGGCCCUAACACCAACGUUGGCGGAGGUCUAUUGGAUGCCACCCAAGAUGCUGAACUCCGCAGUGGUGCACUACGAGGUGCAUUGGAGGUCGAAUGAUCUUUUGCAGAACGGCAUGCGACAGAAGGGCGAGCAGCUAAUCGAGAAGCCCAAACGUACAGCGGAUGGCAGGUUUUUCACAACGCUACAGUCGUUGUUGCCAGGGCAGGAGUACCUGGUGUACGUACGCGUGUAUCCUGUCAAUUUCCACGACUUUUACAACGACAGUCUCAGGCAACGCAUCCGCAUGUACUCGGAGCCAAAUAAUUUAAUAAUGAACGGAGUCAGCGUAAACAGCAUGAACAUAUCUUGGAUCCCGACCGUCAAUCUAACGAUUGGUUACAUAUUGGAGUACCAAGACGUUGCAAUGGAGAAGUGGCAAGUCGUGCAACACGUUGAGGUGUACGAGGACCAAGUGAUGUAUCGUAUAGAACAUUUGCAGCCACGCACUUUAUAUAAGUUUCGCUUGAGACUGAAAUAUCCCAAGUAUCAAGAUUUCAUAUGGGAACCAUCCGAUGGGAGAUUUACAUUUCAAACACUCGGUGACGUCCCGAGCGCUCCAGGGGUGCCUGUGGUAACAAAAUACCGAAAUUCCGUGUAUCAAUUAAAUUGGGAACCCGCGCAAGCUCAUGGCUCACAGGUAACUUUGUAUCGAUUGGAAGGCUUGGUCAUCGACGACAGUUACAAGCAAGAUGACGGGAGUAAAGAGAACGAGCACUGGGAUUUAUAUUAUAAUGGAACGGACAAUUAUUGGAUAAUCCCCGGAGACGUGGAUCAGAAGUACAAGUUUCGCGUGCAAGCCAAAAAUGCUUAUGGUUUUGGCGCUUGGAGUAAAUCGAGCGCGAUUAUUGAUCUAACAGAGUUUGCUGGAGGAAUAUUGGCUACGCAACAGCAUCUACCGCUGAUGCUGAGCCUCAUCGCGAUUGUUAUUACCAUAAUGUUCGUGUGCUUUUGUUAUUUUUUCUGCCCAGUGUACCGACAACGGAAAGAAGACAAAAAGACAGUUUUACCUCCAAUAGUGUCCGAUGUCGAAUUAGCGACCCUCCGCGAGAUCCCUCGCGGAAACUUCGUUCAAUCUAACGCGCUUUACGCGUCUACGUUACAAAAUGAUCCGGAUGAUUCUGCACUGCCCAAAAUCAGACAAGAGCAAAUCACGUUGGCAAAGUUCCUAGGCAGUGGCGCAUUCGGAAAGGUAUUUCAAGGAAAUGCCAAGGAUUUAGAAGGACCGGGCAUAACGCCCGUUGCCAUAAAGAUGCUACGAAAAGACGCCUCUUCGCAAGAGAAGACAGAAUUUUUGCAAGAGGCAAGGCUCAUGAGCCAUUUUCGCCAUAAACACGUGCUGAGGUUACUGGGCGUCUGCUUGGAUACAGAUCCUCCGUUACUCGUGUUGGAAUUAAUGGAGGCUGGUGACUUGUUAAGUUAUUUAAGAGAGAGCCGGUCCUUGCAACUCACGGACCCGCACGCUCUGCGUCUGCAAGAUCUGCUGGCCAUGUGCGAAGACGUCGCACGUGGCUGUCGCUACCUGGAGGAGUUGCAUUUCGUGCACAGAGAUCUCGCGUGUCGAAAUUGUCUGGUGUCUGCGAGAGAUCGAGAAAAUCGCGUCGUGAAAAUCGGUGACUUCGGACUAGCCAGAGAUAUUUACAAGAAUGACUAUUACCGCAAGGAAGGAGAAGGUUUGCUUCCUGUUCGCUGGAUGGCUCCGGAAUCCUUAGUGGACGGGGUAUUCACUUCACAGAGUGAUGUUUGGGCAUUCGGGGUGCUAAUGUGGGAAAUUACGUCAUUGGGGCAACAACCCUAUCCUGCCAGGAACAAUCUGGAAGUGUUACAUUACGUGCGUGCAGGCGGUAGGCUGCCGAAACCUCUCAACUGUCCUCCGACAUUACACCAGCUGAUGCUGCGUUGCUGGAGCGCAGCGGACGCCAGACCGAGCUUCAAAAUUUGUCUCGAGAGCAUCGUCGUUUUGAGAAGUCACAUAGAAGACGCGGUGCUGAGCCCAGUGCAUGCUGGGCAUUAUCUGGCACGCAGAGGCGUGUCUAACAUGGCUUACUUUGCUGACGAGAAUCAGAAUCAUAAUAAUUCAGGCAACUCGUGGAAAUCCAGUAGUUCCGAAGGAAGCCGAGACAUGCAACCUUUCUUGCAAAACUCAAACAACGCUACGCUCAAUCCGCAAUCCGGUGAGGCUCCGAAGUAUUUAGAAUUAUUAGCGGAUAACGAGGAUAUCGUCUUAAGGGAGAAUCCUACGAAUGGUUACGAAGUACCCCGCUCAAUCCACAUCUCGGAUCAGAAUCUAGCAAAUAUAAGCAGGAUUAGUAGUACGAGUCACAAUCGUAAGAGCAGUCUGCCUACGGAGACUACAGAAGAGCAGAAGGAACGUUCGACGGAAGAACAAAAGCAGUCUGACAGAAAGUUGUACAAAAGAUCAUCGAUCACUAGUCUAAACUUACCGGAUCGAAAAGGCACGUCGGUUUCAGGAAUGCUGGAUAAAUGCAAUACCUUGGAUAGCUCGAAAUCGGUGAACUCGAUCGCGAAAGCGACGCUGAAAAGGGACUCCUUCUCGUCCUUGAACGGUCAGCGAAAGUAUAAGACCAGCUUGGGUGAGCGAAGGGACUCCGAGGCAAGCAUUGAGGGUAGAAGUUGUAGCUCGCAUAGCCUGGCGCCUUCCACACGUCCUAGUUCGUCCCUGAUCAAUUCGCAGACGGUCCUGUCGUCCCUGAAGAACAACGCCAUCGUCUCAAAUGCCGUGAAUGGGGAAGUGCCUUCGGGCGAGAGCGUCGUGACGAAGAGUAUGUUGCCGAAGGUCCAGAGGACUCACUCGAACUUGCAGAAUGGCAAGGCGAAUAUACCGCUCGUGAUAAACAGCACGUUGCUGAAUUUACUGCGGCAGACGCCCGUCGUCGAGGACGGUAGCAACAUCGUCACGUACACAAAUAUAAACGUGGACGCAGUCAGAGUGAAUGGAUCGUGAGUCGCCGACCAUGGCAAAUCUAAAGAUUUAUGCAAACAUUUCGUAUAAAUAAGCGAGAUUCGUACGAAUCGCUUCUGAGCUUGAAUGAUGUAAAUCGAGGCAAUUAAAUAUUCCAAUAUUUAUAAAGUAUGACAAUAGAUUCUGCACACAUCUACUCAUACUAUUUUUAAAGCAAGAUUUUUUUUAUGUGAUUACUCCAUAGUAGACCUAUUUUUCUCCAGAAACUAUCCAGAUAGAUUUGCCUUGUAGCUAUGAAAAAUUACUCGAGACAGUCGCUACGAUUUUGCUCAAAUUUUUUUGUUUCUUUUCUUUUUUUAUCCGAACGCGGUGCCUUAAAUAUAUCAAACUACAUACGCUCAUACAUUAAGCUCUGCUCUCUUAUACCAUUAAUGCCCAAGUAUUUCAUAUGUAAAGAUAAAAGAUAGAAGGAGCGGAGUUGACAAUAGCUUUAAACUGCCAUUUUAAUGUACAUACAUAAACUUUUAUACUCAAAAAUUUGUCGCGUAGAUAUGGCAGAUCGUUUUGGAACGUAAAAAUUUUCCAGCUUUAGUAAUAAUCGCGAAACUGUUAUUUAAUA
This is a messenger RNA of Trachymyrmex septentrionalis, 9702 nucleotides long. It is a transcript of the gene sev, whose product is annotated as proto-oncogene tyrosine-protein kinase ROS. Gene Ontology annotation, biological process: positive regulation of kinase activity; protein phosphorylation; multicellular organism development. Gene Ontology annotation, molecular function: protein binding; transmembrane receptor protein tyrosine kinase activity; ATP binding. NCBI's taxonomy places the organism in Eukaryota, Metazoa, Arthropoda, Insecta, Hymenoptera, Formicidae. The transcript has 21 exons. Bases 1305 to 9125 code for a protein of 2606 amino acids. Gene Ontology annotation, cellular component: membrane; signaling receptor complex. The record is from RefSeq and is a predicted model, not a curated record.